Messenger RNA from Dermochelys coriacea (leatherback sea turtle), 2093 nucleotides. It is a transcript of the gene PLA2G12B, whose product is annotated as phospholipase A2 group XIIB. NCBI's taxonomy places the organism in Eukaryota, Metazoa, Chordata, Testudines, Dermochelyidae. Gene Ontology annotation, biological process: triglyceride homeostasis; arachidonate secretion; phospholipid metabolic process. The record is from RefSeq and is a predicted model, not a curated record. Gene Ontology annotation, cellular component: extracellular region. The transcript has 4 exons. Gene Ontology annotation, molecular function: A2-type glycerophospholipase activity; calcium ion binding. The coding region runs from base 132 to 740 and encodes 202 amino acids.
AGUGUUUAAAGUCCAUCAGAGAGGGGAGUAUACAUGCCCUGUACUCGAAACAACCCAGCCCCAUUUCCACCUCACUACAUGUCUGUACAUUAGAGUUUCAGGAGCCUGGAUUUGUUUGGUCUGACUGCAAGAUGAAGCAAGUUGUCAAGACAGUGGUUCUGUGCCUGGCCCUGAGUCUAGGAAGAUGCAAUGAAGAAGUAACCCCAGACAACUCAGUCAACCAAGCUGCCCCAGAGGACUCAUCCUCAGCAGACUGGGGCAUUGGGACCAUCCGAGAUGGCUUUGAAACCGUUAAUGGCUAUUUUGACUCUUUUUUAGAGCUGCUAGGAGGAAAAAAUGGGGUUUGUCAGUACCGAUGUAGAUAUGGGAAGGCUCCAAUGCCCAGACCGAACUACAAGCCACAAGAGCCCAAUGGCUGCAGCUCCUACUUCCUUGGUCUCAAGGUACCAGAAAGUUUGGAUUUAGGUAUCCCUGCCAUGACUAAGUGCUGUAACCAGCUGGAUGUUUGUUAUGACACUUGUGGAGCGAACAAAUACCGCUGUGAUGCUAAGUUCCGCUGGUGCCUCCACUCCAUCUGCUCAGAUCUCAAACGGAGCCUUGGUUUUGUCUCCAAGGUUGAAGCUUGUGAAUCUGUAGCAGAUACAGUGUUUAACACUGUCUGGACUCUGGGCUGCCGACCCUUCAUGAACAGCCAAAGAAGCGCCUGCAUUUGUAAUGAGGAAGAAAAAGAGGAACUUUGAAGAGCAGAGACCUCUGGCCAGAGAUAACCUCAUGCAUCCCCUCUAUGAUGCAGCUCUUUAGCAAGCCAUUUUCCAUCAGCCCUCUGAAAUGGAGAAGUUAUGAUAGUAUGGGGCAGGAGGAGCAGAUUUUUGCACUGUGUAUAAUGCAUCAGUUACAGCUUUGGGGUGGAGGGGUGCAGUCAGAGGCAGUGACAGCUACUGCCUACCUCAGAUCCAAUCUAACAGCCCCAUCUCUUUCCAGGUGUAUCAUUGUGGGUUAUUUUAAAGCUAAUUUUCUAUUGAGACCGAUUAAGAUGAGCAAACAGAAUGCAAUGCAGACAGUAAUAAGUAGUUUCUGCAGCAGAUAUACAUGUGUAUAACAACUUCAUCUCCCAGAAUCACUGAUACACCCUGCAAAACAAGUUUUCCCACUAGCCAUCAAAGUUCCAGUCACUAGAUACAUCUUUUAAAUAAAUUAUUCAAAUACAUGAGAUGGGCUGAGCCACAAUAUCGGGGGGGCGGGGUGGAAAAAUUCAUCCCAUUCUGGGGUUUUGGUUCAGACCCGUUAUUUACACACAUACAAACUACCCCGCUUAUCUGAAAUAUUUAGAGCCUCCCCAAACUGUUCAGAUAACCAAGGAUUUUUGUUUGCUAAGAGAAUGAUUUAUGGCUUGGGACAUGGCCAAAUAUUAGCCAAGAGGAUUUUGAGUAGUUCCAAUACACGUGUGCACACAAAAGGUAGACUGGGACAAAGACCAUCCACACUAUACACUCUGAUACACAUAUAGGACUUUGCCCAUAAUUUCCACAGCAGAGGAAUAAGCUUUCCCCUCCACCCCGCAAUUCCAUUCAGCUGUACCUGUUUAUUUUCCUGCUUCAUAAUUUAAAACCAAAGGGAAAAAUUACAUUAGUCUCCAGUAAGCACCUUCAGCAGUGUCCUUUUAAGGGGAGGGGGAAUUUACAGGAGGCAAAGAGUUGGAUUUGAUGGGACUUUGGGAAAUCUUCAGGCAUCCUUGUAGAAUGGUACUGUACAGGCUACGUUUGGUAAGGCAGGGCUUGGUUUCACCCCUCUCCUUUGGAUAGGGACAUGGCUAACUUAAAGAGAUGAACAAUCCCAGAGAAUUUAUUUUUUCAAACUUGUUUACGAUCUAAAUAUGUUAAAGGAUUCUCUUAUAGACUUUAAAAACUCCCCCCAGGAAAUUUUGUUGGGGUUUGUUGUUGCAGCUGCUGCAAGGGAGUUUCUACCAAGCUGUCAGAUUUCAGAGUAGCAGCCGUAUUAGUCUGUAUCUGCAAAAAGAAAAGGAGAACUUGUGACACCUUAGAGACUAACAAAUUUAUUUGAGCAUAAGCUUUCGUGAGCUACAGCCCACUUCA